AUGGCAACCUCAGAUGUAUCUAUUAUUUAUGUCCCUGCAGAUUGCGGCUCUAUCAUCCCGGGCAAAUCCAAAGCACCUAAAGCAUUCCAAGACGUCGGAAUCGUCAGCAAACUCAAGGAAGCUGGUGUGCCGCCUGUCUUGGAAAUCGGUGCCUUGUAUUUGCCAGCGACUUACACAGCGGCAACCUUUAGCCCGGGUGGUGUACGGAACGAGGAUAUUAACAUCUCAGUCUGCGAAUCUGUCGAGCAUGCUGUUAGCGAUAGCCUUGCGCGUAAACAAGAUUUCCAACUCAUCAUUGGCGGCGAGUGUUGUAUGCUUCCGGCUAUUAUGUCCGCAUUUUGGAAACAUGCACCUCCUAAGCGCGUUGGUUUGAUUUACAUCGACGCCGAUACCGAUCUUACUUCUCCGAAGGAUCCCGAUUCCAUUGGGACUUUUGCUGGUAUGAACAUGGCGCAUCUAGUUCGGCUACCAGGUGCAUUACCACGCAUGGAGCAAUUCUCUCGUCCGUCAGGUGAACCAGUCUGUGAUUCUUCCAACACCGUCCUUUUCGGCACAAACAUGUCUCUACCAGGAAACAAACCUGAGCAUUUCCAAUACAUUUUUGACAACAACUACAAAGUUGUCAGCUCAGCAUCCGUGGCGAAAGAACCAGAACAGCGUGCAAGAGAAACAUUGGAGUAUCUCGAGAGCAAGGUGGAUAUGAUUAUGGUACACUUGGACGUUGAUUCUAUUGACCCGGGGACAUUUCCGUUGGCGAAUGUGCCGAAUUUCACAGGUGUUGAAUUUGAGCAGAUGAUGAGGGCGUUGAGAGUGCUGCUUGCAAGCGACAAAGUUGUUGGUUUGACGGUUGCAGAAGUUAAUCCUGACCAUGAUCCAGGUUUGGCUAUGGUUGAGAAGUUGGCAUCACAUAUCGCGAAUAUGCUUGGCGGUUACUCCGGCAUUGGCUUUGAGCUGUGCCGCAUGCUAUACGAAGCUGGCGGAUCAGUUUAUAUCGCAGGCAGGUCCCAAGAGAAAGGUGAACAAUCCAUCGCGCAAUUGAAAGAGCAUUGCCCUGGAUCAUCCGGGAAGCUGGCCUUCCUCAAGAUAUCCCUCGACGAUCUCGAAUCUGUCAAGUCGGCUGCGGAAGAAUUCGCAACCAAAGAAUCACGGCUUGAUGUUUUAUUCAACAACGCGGGCGUGUCUAUGCCUCCUCCAGGCUCAGUUUCGGCGCAAGGAUAUGAACUCAGCAUAGCCACGAAUGCCAUCGGGCCGUGGUACUUUACACAACUUCUCGUACCUCUUCUAACUCAAACCGCCAAGGACAAACCGCCUGCUUCAGUGCGCGUUGUCUGGACAGCAUCUAUCGUAACCGACGUCGCCCUUCCAAAGGGAGGAGUCAACAUGAAAGACGUCAUCACACCAUCUUCAGACCCUCAAGUCAACUACACAAAUUCAAAGUCCGGAAACUGGUAUCUCGCGAGCGUGUUGGCAGACCAGAUCGGAUCUCAGGGCGUUCUCAGCGUGUGCCAUAAUCCUGGGAACCUUCAAACUUCUCUUCUGCGCCAUAUGCCGUUGGUGGUUCGUUAUGCCGUCUCGGUGCUUCUUUAUCAUGCCAAGUUUGGUGCGUACACCAACCUCUGGGCAGGCCUUUCGCCAGAUCUACAGAUCGAGGAUGGAGGGAGGUUUAUUUGGCCUUGGGGUCGAUUUCAUCCUUCUCCGAGGCCAGAUUUAUUGGAGAAUCUCAAGUCGAAGGAACAAGGAGGCACGGGUACGGCUGCUGAGUUUGCAGAGUAUUGCGAUAAAGUCAUUGCGGAGCAUCGAUGA
Fusarium venenatum is the source of this 1803-nucleotide messenger RNA. Lineage: Eukaryota; Fungi; Ascomycota; Sordariomycetes; Hypocreales; Nectriaceae. The record is from RefSeq and is a predicted model, not a curated record.